UGCUGCGGAGACGGUGCAAGCGGACGGGAAAGUGUAGGGUUCCGACUCCUCAAGCUUAUCCAGGCGUCUUUCUCCCCGUUCCUGCACUGCUAGCCCCCCCAAAAUCUGGAGAUUUGUUUUAGUUCUCUGCAGAUCGCUGUGCCCCAUACUUCCAGAGUGGUCGGAGGGAAGAACUGUAGGGUGGUUUUUCAGUGCUGGGGAGGGGGUAACCAGGCAGAGAAGACCCCUAAACAGAGGCAGGCGCUUUCUCCAAUGGAGGCGACCACUGCGGGGUCCCGAAAUGAACGGACGAAUCCAGAGCAAAGUUUGUGUGCGAGCGCUGCUGUGGGGUGUAGGAGAGAUCCGGGCAGGGAGUUGGGGGUGUGGAGCAUGGACACUGCCAGUCCCUCCCUAGCUCUGGAGGUGGUUCACACUGUAGGAGUGUGCGAGUCCCCAGGCCCAGCGCCCGAGGCGGUGGAGCAGCGCCUGGGCUCGGGUCGUCCCGCACAUGCUCGCCUCCAGGCUGUGGGCGGGCAACGGGCAGCCCCGGCGGGGUCUCCACGGAUCUGGAUGCCUGUCGAGAUGCUCGUGUUCCGGGGUAAUUUAGGGGGAAAUAGAGGCAGGAGCUGGACCCCCGUCUCUCCCCCAGAGCUCUGAAGCGUGCCCUGAGAUCCGCACCUCUGUCCAUGGAACUCUGCGGCCGCCCGGCCCCAGGGCCUGGUCUGGGGCUUCUUCCCCAGAGGCCUGGCGCUGAGUAGGACCGGGGCGCAAACGGGCGCAGAACUGGCAGCGAAGCGAGAGACCCUUCCACCUUUGCUCUGGCUGUGGAGAGAGGGGAUCUGCACCAUGGGAUUCCUGUAAAAAAGUGGGGGACCUAAGACCGGUUAAGAAAACUGCUUACAAUACAGUAUUUGGUCCUUCCAAGUACUUUCUCAAGCUUGAAGCUUUAUCCCGAGUCUCCUCGAGUUCACAGUCCGCUGAAAGAACCCCCUGACAACCGGCUUUCCCCCCUAAAGGAACUCGGGUCCGCGGGGCAAACCGAGACGAAAUUACCCAAGGCCGAGACAACCACUCAUUUUUCUGGAUUUUCUCAGCUGAUUUCUUAUGCUUCUCGCCCUCACAACAAUCUUUCCUAAAGUUUCUGUUGAGACCUUUAACGCCAUAAUACUGUUAGGUUAACAAUUUGUAUGCGGAAAAACCAAACUACAGAGAAGAGAAAACUUGUUAGACAAUUUUUUUUUUCUUGGCGUUUUUCUUCAAAAAAGACUCGGGCAUCUGAAGAAAUGAUGCUUGCUAGCUCUGGCCUUGCGCCUUGUGGAUCUGGAAUUUUUAAUAGUUAAGACUUCUCAUAAAGCGAUAGCAUAAAAGGAGUUCACUACCUCUUCCCAUUAUUAUUUAUUAGUACUGCUUUUUAGUUUAUUUGAGCUUUGAGCUGAUUUAAGUAACUGAGUCAAGUUUCCUUUCUCUUUUCUCUUAAAUUUUUUUUUUCUCUUUCUUCCUUUCUUUCCAAAAGCCAGUUCGUUGUGGUAAAAAGCAGUAAACUGUUGGGAGCACCCUGGGCAACACCCCCUCCUGGCCCCUUUCCUCUCCUCUCCCCACCCCCUCCUCUUUUUCUGCAGUAGUAAUGGUUUUAGGUUAUGACUGGUUUUACACGGUUGAACAAUAAGUUUGGGAGAAGUUGCCUAGAGGGUAGAUUUUGUAAUAGGGUUACAGGAUUUAGUGUGUUGUAAUAAUAUUAGUACACAAGUAAUCCUCACCCGCGCCUGACACAGAAGAGGGCCUAACCUACCCUUGUUCUUUUUAUUUGGGAAUAGUUGUGAGAUAAAUGCAAUUGAAAGUUCAUGACAGAGCUCAAGGUUACUACUUUUUAAAAGUCACCUUUUCUGCCUUGAAUUCAGCAAUCUCGUCCUUCUCCCUGUACAGAACACACACUUAAGGGAGCUGUUAGUGUUUGGUUUGGUUUGGUUUGGUUUGGUUACAGAUAGCAAGGUUGUUAAACUUUUAAAAGGCAAACCUCUAUUCAAACAUUGUGCUUAUUUUUUCUUCUGACUGGAGAUGUUCUUAAAAUAUAGCAAAUGAAAUAGCAAAUUACCAAACGAAAUGGAGUUUAAGUUCUUCUCAUAUGCUAGGACCUCAAAUGCAGGACUUAGAAAAGUUUGUAGACCCCAUUCCAGUAGCCUUGAAGGAUGGCUGUCUGCUGUGUUGUGUGCGUGUGCAUGCGUGUGUUUGAGUGUGAAUACACUUACAAAGAAAGGCUAAGCCAUGCUGAGCAGUGCACAGGGAUAGCUUCAUCUAGACAAGUUCAAAAAAAUAAGAUUAUCUGGUGCAUCUUAGAACGUCGAUGUUUUCAUUCUGCUUCAGGGCAGCCAUGAUGCCAAAAGCACUGCAAAAUAAACUUGGUAAUCUUUCAUUUUCUUAUGAAAUUAAGGUUAUGGCAAAUAUGACUUGUCUCAUAAAUGAUAUUCAAGUCUUGAACUACUUGGGCAAAGAUAACUACCAAUAGAAAGAUUAUUUACCAAGAUAGAUAAUUCUGAGGAAGAAUUGUACGUGACUUCUUUUCUAAGGAUCUAGAUUUCGGGUGUGUGUGUGAGUGUGUGUGUGUGUGUGUGUGUGUAGUGUUUUCCCCCCCUUUGGUGACCUUUUUAAGACUUCUAUAACUAUACGGAGGGUCUGCUCAGAUUCCAUUCGUUUAUUGAAUAUUUUAGUUCUUGGGUUUUAAAGAAAAGGUACUACUGAAAAGUAAAAUCAUGAAUUACAGAUAAAAUAUUGACUCUUACAUGAAGUAUCAUAAAAAUCCCCCUUAUUUGUAUUAAUAAUGAAAUUCUGGUUUUUACCAAAGUAAUUUACUCAUUUUGAGCAGCUUAAUGACAGCACAUUGAUUUCUGGGCCCAAAAGGUUAGAGAGAACUAAAAUUAAUUGCUUUUUUUUGAAAAACCGACACCUGCAAGAUAAGGCAGUUGGAAGGAAUUCAUGUUUAAUCAGGCCUAUUUUAAGUUUGGCAUAAUGGAAGAUUCUGGAUGAGAAAAUGCAAACUGUUUUUGAGAUUUGCUUCAGGCUGCAGAUACUUCUUAAAAUGUUAAAAAUGACACAGAAACAACAAAGUCUAGGCUGGGCAUGAGACAGAAUGUGUGAAAGUGAAUUUGUGAUAUUGAAUGGUGGUUUGUUUUACAUCAAGUUUCCACUAUGGUUCAUAAGCACAAGUACCAAAUUAUAGGUUAUUCUGUGGGGGUUAUGUUUCUUUUCUUUCUAGUUUGGAGUUGAGGAGUUAUCCUUACCAACAGACUGCUUAAGAAGGCAAAAAUCUACAUUUUUAUUGUGGAGAGUUUACUGGGAUCUGGGGAAGAAAACAGGCAGACAGGUUACAUGUUUUGAAAUUGCUAAAGUCAAGCUCUGUGUAGUAACCAGAAAAAAUUCUUUCUACAGCCUAAACUAAGUUUUUCUAAAUCAUAUCCUGGUGCCGAGAAGCCCUAUAUUCCAGACUAUUCUUAGAUAAUCAAAACUGAAGUCCUUUAGCAAUUUAGUGAAAGAGAUGGUAAAUUACACCCAUCCCCCAAGAAGAAAAAAGUGUGUAUACCAGGCUUUAGGAAACCUAGAUGUGUGGAGCUGUUUUAACCUUUGCUUGCUUCCUCCCAUGCAUAGGUGACAAGGUCCAGAUCAUAAUAUGUCCUUCAGUAUCUUCCCAGUGACCCCCAAAUUGAGUCUUGCUAGUCACUUAGCAGGAAGUUAGUAGUUUAUUUUAGUUUCACCUUAUCAGCUUGGCUUCUUUUCCUAACCUUAUUCCCCUGUCACCCUCAGAUGCCAGACCCCCAAAGGGGAAGAUUGACAGGUAGUUCCCAUAGCUCAGUUUUACCCUCAAACAACAGGGAUUUAGUUUCUUGUGCCUUUGCCAAUGUUUAUGUAGUCAGAGUUUAGAUCUCGCCUUAAGGAGUCUCUCUUUUACGCGUCACUGGAAUAGGAAAGCCACAAAGAAGUUUUUGAACAAACCCUUGCAACUGGAACCCCAUCUAGUGUUCAGUUUGAUUCAUCCAUGGGGAAGACAUUUUCCCCCUUUUAUUUAUUGUGUGCUUUAGGUGGGCUUGGAUCACUACUUUAAAAGGAGUGUCUUGUCCAUGUUGUUAUUUUUUCAGAGAUUUCUCUUGUAUUCUACGGAGGAACAGGCUAAUCAUGCCUUCGAAGAUGACCACACACCAUUUGUACAGCAGAAGUUGGUGUCCCAUGCUGGGCAAACAAUGGGACGCCAUCCUGUCUUUGAAUAGGAUGUUAGCCUGGAGUUGGAGAUUUUUAUGUUUAAUUUACAAAUGGAUCUUAGUGAGAAGACAUCUGAGCAACCAGUGGAAACAAACAUGAAAUAAAGGGACUUUUAUAAGAAAAGGAGACACAGAGAAGGGUCAACCGAGUCGCCCCACGAAGAGCAAGGAUGCCCACGUCUGUGGCCGGUGCUGUGCUGAGUUCUUUGAGUUAUCAGAUCUUCUGCUCCACAAGAAGAACUGCACUAAAAACCAAUUAGUUUUGAUCAUCAAUGAGAAUCCAGCCUCCCCACCCGAAACCUUCUCACCCAGUCCCCCUCCCAAUAAUCCUGAUGAACAAAUGAAAGACACGGUGAACAAAACAGAUCAAGUAGACUGCAGCGACCUUUCAGAACACAAGGGACUUGACAGGGAAGAGUCCAUGGAGGUGGAGGUCUCAGCUGCUCCCAACAGUGGCAGUGGGACGUCUAGCAGCAGCACCAGUAGCACCGCCCCAAGCUGUGAGGGCAGCUCCUCCACAGGUACCUCAGCGAUCACAACCUCUCUACCUCAACUCGGGGACCUGACGACGCUGGGCAACUUCUCCGUGAUCAAUAGCAACGUCAUCAUUGAGAACCUCCAGAGCACCAAGGUGGCAGUGGCCCAGUUCUCCCAGGAAGCAAGGUGCAGUGGGGCCUCCGGAGGCAAACUGGCCGUUCCAGCCCUCAUGGAGCAGCUCUUAGCGCUGCAGCAGCAGCAAAUCCACCAACUGCAACUGAUCGAACAGAUUCGGCACCAAAUAUUGCUGUUGGCUUCUCAGAACGCAGACUUGCCAACAUCUUCUAGUCCUUCUCAAGGUAGUUUACGAACAUCUGCCAAUCCCUUGUCCACGCUAAGUUCCCAUUUAUCUCAGCAGCUGGCGGCAGCAGCUGGAUUAGCACAGAGCCUCGCUAGCCAAUCUGCCAGCAUUAGUGGUGUGAAACAGCUACCCCCAAUCCAGCUACCUCAGAGCAGUUCUGGCAACACCGUCAUUCCAUCCAGCAGUGGCACUUCUCCCAAUAUGAACAUAUUGGCGGCACCAGUUACCACCCCGUCCUCAGAAAAAGUGGCUUCAAGUGCUGGCUCAAACCAUGUCAGCAAUCCAUCAGUCUCAGCAUCAUCCUCACCAGCUUUUGCAAUAAGCAGUUUAUUAAGUCCUGCAUCUAAUCCACUUCUACCUCAGCCAACUCCUGCUAAUGCGGUUUUCCCCAGCCCUUUGCCCAACAUCGGAACAACUGCAGAGGAUUUAAACUCCUUGUCUGCCUUGGCCCAGCAAAGAAAAAGCAAGCCACCAAAUGUCACUGCCUUCGAAGCGAAAAGUACUUCAGAUGAGGCAUUCUUCAAACACAAGUGUAGGUUCUGCGCAAAGGUCUUCGGGAGCGACAGUGCCUUGCAGAUCCACUUGCGUUCCCAUACUGGAGAGAGGCCAUUCAAGUGCAACAUCUGUGGGAACAGGUUCUCCACGAAGGGGAACCUGAAAGUCCACUUUCAGCGCCACAAAGAGAAGUAUCCUCACAUCCAGAUGAACCCCUAUCCUGUGCCCGAGCACUUGGACAACAUCCCUACUAGUACCGGCAUCCCAUAUGGCAUGUCCAUCCCUCCAGAGAAGCCAGUCACCAGCUGGCUAGACACCAAGCCAGUCCUGCCUACUCUGACCACUUCCGUCGGCCUGCCGUUACCCCCAACCCUCCCAAGCCUCACACCCUUCAUCAAGACUGAAGAGCCAGCCCCCAUCCCCAUCAGCCAUUCUGCCGCCAGCCCCCCCAGCUCAGUCAAAAGUGACUCUGGGGCUCCCGAUCUGGCCACAAGAAACCUAGGUGGGCUCCCAGAGGAAGCAGAAGGGUCCACUCUGCCACCCUCUGGUGGCAAAAGUGAAGAGAGUAGUGUGGCCACCAACUCAGUCCCAACAGCAAGUAGCAGCACCCUGAGCUCGCCAGUGCCCGACUGUGGCCUGGGAGGUGCCACCACCUUCACCAACCCAUUGUUGCCGCUCAUGUCUGAACAGUUCAAGGCCAAGUUUCCUUUUGGGGGACUCUUGGACUCAGCCCAGGCAUCAGAGACAUCCAAACUGCAACAACUGGUAGAAAACAUUGACAAAAAGGCCACUGACCCCAAUGAGUGUGUCAUCUGCCACCGGGUCCUGAGCUGUCAGAGCGCCUUGAAAAUGCACUACCGGACACACACUGGGGAGAGGCCCUUUAAGUGCAAGAUCUGUGGCCGGGCUUUCACCACAAAGGGGAAUCUUAAAACCCACUACAGUGUCCACCGGGCCAUGCCCCCACUCAGAGUCCAGCAUUCUUGUCCCAUCUGCCAGAAGAAGUUCACAAAUGCUGUUGUCCUCCAGCAACACAUCCGGAUGCAUAUGGGAGGCCAGAUCCCCAACACCCCCGUCCCCGACAGCUACCCCGAGUCCAUGGAAUCUGACACAGGCUCCUUCGAUGAGAAAAAUUUUGAUGAUCUGGACAACUUCUCCGACGAAAACAUGGAAGACUGUCCUGAAGGCAGCAUCCCAGAUACGCCCAAGUCAGCGGAUGCAUCCCAAGACAGCUUGUCUUCCUCACCUCUGCCCCUUGAGAUGUCGAGCAUUGCUGCUUUGGAAAAUCAGAUGAAGAUGAUCAAUGCUGGCCUGGCAGAGCAGCUUCAGGCCAGCCUGAAGUCCGUGGAGAACGGGUCAGUCGAGGGGGAUGUGCUGACCAAUGAUUCAUCCUCAGUGGGUGGUGACAUGGAAAGCCAAAGUGCCGGCAGCCCGGCCAUCUCGGAGUCUACCUCUUCCAUGCAGGCUCUGUCCCCAUCCAACAGCACGCAGGAUUUCCACAAGUCACCCAGCGUGGAGGAGAAGCCACCGAGAGCAGGACCAAGUGAGUUUGCCAAUGGUUUGUCUCCCACCCCAGUGAAUGGGGGGGCUUUGGAUUUGACAUCUGGUCAUGCAGAGAAAAUCAUCAAAGAAGAUUCUUUGGGAAUCCUCUUCCCUUUCAGAGACCGGGGUAAAUUUAAAAAUACUGCUUGCGACAUUUGUGGUAAAACGUUUGCUUGUCAGAGUGCCUUGGACAUUCACUAUAGAAGUCAUACCAAAGAGAGACCAUUCAUUUGCACAGUUUGCAAUCGUGGCUUUUCCACAAAGGGUAAUUUGAAACAGCACAUGUUGACACAUCAGAUGCGAGAUCUACCAUCACAGCUCUUUGAGCCCAGUUCCAACCUUGGCCCCAAUCAGAACUCGGCGGUGAUUCCUGCCAACUCCUUGUCGUCUCUCAUCAAAACAGAGGUCAACGGCUUUGUGCAUGUUUCUCCUCAGGACAGUAAGGACACCCCCACCAGUCACAUCCCUCCUGGGCCUCUGUCAUCCUCUGCCACGUCCCCAGUUCUGCUCCCAGCUCUGCCCCGGAGAACUCCCAAACAGCACUAUUGCAACACGUGUGGCAAAACCUUCUCCUCGUCGAGUGCCCUUCAGAUCCAUGAGAGAACUCACACUGGAGAGAAGCCCUUUGCUUGCACUAUUUGUGGAAGAGCAUUCACAACAAAAGGCAAUCUGAAGGUACACAUGGGCACGCACAUGUGGAAUAGCACCCCUGCACGCCGGGGCCGCCGGCUCUCCGUGGAUGGCCCCAUGACAUUUCUAGGAGGCAAUCCUGUCAAGUUCCCAGAAAUGUUCCAGAAGGAUUUGGCGGCGAGGUCAGGAAGCGGAGAUCCUUCCAGUUUCUGGAAUCAGUAUGCAGCAGCGCUCUCCAACGGGCUGGCAAUGAAGGCCAACGAGAUCUCUGUCAUUCAGAAUGGUGGCAUCCCUCCAAUUCCUGGAAGCCUAGGCAGCGGGAGCAGCUCACCUAUUAGUGGUCUGACUGGAAAUCUGGAGAAGCUCCAGAACUCAGAGCCCAGUGCUCCUCUGGCCGGCCUAGAGAAAAUGGCAAGCAGUGAGAAUGGAACCAACUUCCGCUUCUCUCGCUUUGUGGAAGACAGCAAAGAGAUUGUGACAAGUUAGACCAGCCACACACUCGAGACAUAGCAUUCCUGUUCAGAAUGCACCUAAGGUUGCCUCCUGCUCCUGCCCUGUCCCCCCCUACCUUCUGGUCUCCCGGGUCUAUGAACUCCAACAUUAUGAAGACAUUCUUUUGUACUUUGUUCAACUUCUAGAGUUCUAAGAAAGCUUAUUUAUUAGUGAUAUAACCUUGCUUUGCAAACAAUGCAAGCGUUAACUUUGGUCUUCUGUAUUUUGGACUAAAUACUAAUUGACUAGAGUGCUGUAAACUUGCUGUAACAUUUAUGGCAAUUGCAAGUUGCCCUGCUAGGCGGUCUUAAUCUGGCAUUAACUUAUUUUCUAUAUCCAGUUUAAUAUGAACCUGGUGUUGAUGCAAUGCCUCCGUGAUGCAUUAGAUCUCUAAUAAAGUCUGUAUAUAAAUGUACACUUUGAUCCUGCUGGAAAAUUUUAUCAGCAAACACAUUGUUUAAUAUUUCAAAAACAGAUUUAAGGAAAGGACUGAAAGUACAGACUGAACAGCGUGAUUCUUUGAAAGGUUUGGGUUUUGGUUUUUGUUUUUCAUUUUUAUUCUAAAAUUCAACCUGCUUUUUUGUUUUGUAGAUUUAACCAUUUCCGUUUUGAACUAUUUGUAUUGUGCUUUUUACUUGAGUCAUCCUCAAUGUUAAUAAGUUUCUGUACAGUAAUAAGCACGCAGAAUUCUUUAGAGAAAAAAAAACAAGUGUUGUUUUUGGUAGUUGAAACUGAGAUGUAACAUUUUGCCUUGUAGGUAUAUUCACAAUAGAAAAUGUGUGCUGGAAUUUCACAAUGCUGCUAAGUAUAGCAUCUUGAACAACCUUCAGUGGAGAAAAUGUAGAUGCUCUUGUAUAUAUAAUAAGAAAUAUCACUUUCAUUAAAAUGUACAUACAUUCCUUACAAGAGCGGAUGCUUCUUGAUCAAGAGAGCAGGUAUAGUGUUUGUUUAUUUUGUAUUAGGUAUGGAAGAAAAAAAAAUUGGACUGUUACAUGCACUUUCUUGGAAAGUUGAAAGGAAGGGGGGGUCCAAUUUCUUUAACAUUUAAUACUUACUAACAACAGAGAUACUGUAAUUUUACUCAAGUAAUCAAAUACAUUUUUUUUGCAACAGAUAAAA
Heterocephalus glaber (naked mole-rat) is the source of this 9342-nucleotide messenger RNA. It is a transcript of the gene Sall1, whose product is annotated as spalt like transcription factor 1. Gene Ontology annotation, cellular component: nucleus. Lineage: Eukaryota; Metazoa; Chordata; Mammalia; Rodentia; Bathyergidae. Gene Ontology annotation, biological process: regulation of transcription by RNA polymerase II. The record is from RefSeq and is a predicted model, not a curated record. Gene Ontology annotation, molecular function: RNA polymerase II cis-regulatory region sequence-specific DNA binding; DNA-binding transcription factor activity, RNA polymerase II-specific.